Molecule: messenger RNA, 6687 nt
Organism: Plasmodium gallinaceum
Lineage: Eukaryota; Apicomplexa; Aconoidasida; Haemosporida; Plasmodiidae
Product: protein kinase, putative
Exons: 1
Coding region: 1-6687 (2228 amino acids)
Biological process (GO): protein phosphorylation; intracellular signal transduction
Cellular component (GO): nucleus; cytoplasm
Molecular function (GO): ATP binding; protein serine/threonine kinase activity
Source: RefSeq, a predicted model, not a curated record
AUGAGUAAUAAUACUAUUUACACAAAUAUUAAAAAUUACAUUGAUAAUAAUAUAAAGAAAAAUACUAAUAUUGAAAAGGAAAGUGAUAUAUUUAAUAAUAAAUUUAUAAACAUUUAUAUUGAUAAAAAAAUAAGGAAUAACAAAAUAUAUUCUAUAAAUAAAAUUAUAUAUCUUUUUUUAAGAAAUAAUAUAAUAAAAAAAAAGAAGACCUUUAAAAACAUAAACAAAUACUUAUUUGUAAUUAAAAUUAUUUUUAUAGUUCUUUUAAAGAAUAAGAAUAGUUUUAGAAAGGUAUCUUUUCUUUUAAAUAGAUUUUUAGUAAAAUAUAUUUAUGAACUUUUUAUAUUUAUAAGUAAAAGUUUAUAUUUAAAAAAAUUUAAAAAAUUCAAAUAUACUUUUUUGAAAAAGUUAUUUAACCAAUAUUAUAUACCUCCAGGAAAUUUGCUUAUAUAUAUACUAACAAAGAGAUAUUUAAUAUAUAUUUAUCAUAUAAUAUAUGAACAUAUUUCUAUUCUUUUAAACCAUAACUACAACUUCAGUAAAAAAAAAGAUUUUUCCUUAUGCAUAAAGAAUAGCCAUCAUUUUGAUAAAAACAAAAAUAAUAAUAUUCAUAAAAAAAAAUUUGAUUAUUUUCAUAACAAAAAAAAACUACUUUGGAAAAUUUUACAUAUAUAUACGAAGAAAAAAUGUGUGUGUAACAUUCAUAAAAAUAAGAUAAAAAUUAAAUUGCAAUUAAAAAAGAAAAUCCAAGAUUUAUUUCCCAAUGAGUUUAGGAAGGAUUAUAAUAACUUUUUAAAUUUUAUAUAUGUUUAUAAAUAUAAUCCAUUUGAUUACUUAAAAAAAAUUCAUAAAGAAAAAAGAAGGAUUACUUACAAAAAUUUAAAUUUUUCUGUAUUAAAGAAAAAUAAAAUACAAGUUCAUAUAACUGGAACUUUUUUUAAAAAAAAUUUUUUUUUUAAAAAUAAUAACAACUACAAAAAAAUAUAUAUAAAAUGUAAAACUUUUUUUUAUAGCAUUUUACCAUUUAUAGACAAUAAGAAAAAGAAUUUCAUUAUUCACAAUGAAUAUAAAAUCAUAAAUAAUUAUCUACUUAAUAAAUUUGAAUAUUUUAUGUUAAAAAAAAAUUAUUUAAGUUUUUGUUUUAUAAUUUAUUUUUAUAUUUUAAAAAAUAUUAAUAAUACUAUAAAUUAUAAUGUAGAUAUAAUUAACAUAUGGAAUAUUAUAAAAAAAAAUAAUGCCUUAAUAUUUCCAUGUGAUAAAUUAAAUAACUUUUCUUUAUUAUCAGUCAAUAUAUUCUUAUAUGCUAAAAGGCAUAGGCUUUUAUAUCUACUAAGAAAAUGUAAUUAUAAGAAAAGAAUUUUCUCAAAUAAAAAGAAAAAAAUCCUAUUUAAAGUAGGCAAUAACGGAAUUAUUACUAAAAAUAUUAAUCAUAAGAUAUUUUUAUAUAAUUUUAAAAAAAAUGUAUUAUGUAAAUAUAAUAUUAAAAGUAUAUUUAAAAAAUACUGUUAUAUAAAAAAGAAAGUAGAAAAUUUUUUUAAAAGAGAAAAUAAUAUUAAAUAUAACUAUGAUAAAAAAUUAAAAAACCAUUUUAUUAAUUUUAUUUUUAGAAAAUGUAAUUAUAUAAGUUUUAUAUUUAAUUAUAAUGAUAAUCAUUAUAUGUGUCAAAAUAAAUUUAUUAUUAAUAAUAUGAUGUUACACACAAAAAAAAACAUAAACUUAUGGAUAUCAAAAGAAAAAAAAAAGAAACUAUCUUUUUUUUUUUUAAACAACAGAAAAAAAUUUAGAGAAAUAAAAGUGCAAACUUAUAAAGAUGAAAAUGGAAAUAAUAAAUAUAAUUACAUAAUUGAUUUGAUAAUUAAACUAGUAAAAAAAAAGAGAUUUAUUAUGAACUUCUGUUGUAAAAUAAAAGACAUUGUUUAUAAUAUCAGAAACAAAAAUUUUCAAGAAAUUACAAAAUACUUGUUAAUUUUAAAAAACUUUAUAAAUAAUUAUCAGAAAUUAUUUUUUGAAGUUUUAAAAUUCUUGAAAUUCUUUAAGUUAUCUUCUUUUAAAAAGUUAAAUAAUAAGUCUUUUUAUCAUAAUGAUGAUUUUUUUAAUGAAAAAAUUAUGAACAUAUAUACGAAGAGAAACAAGAUUAAUAUGAAAUUCAGUCCUCAUUUUUUUAAAAAAAAGAAAAAUAAGAUAUUUAUAGAAAUAUGUUUGCUAUUUAUAUAUUUAGUAGUUAAUGUUAUUAAGUCUUAUUUAUAUUUAUUAUACAGUAGCUUAAUGAAAUAUAAAGAAAAUGUUAAAAAAAAUUAUAUAUUAUUUAAAAUUAUAAUUCUUAACAAAUAUGGUAUUUUAUUUAUGAAAAGGAAAAUAUAUCAUUCUUCAAAUAUUAAGAAAAUAAAAUUGACCAACACUUUAUAUAAUAAAAAUAUAUUUUAUAGGAGUAAUUUAUUUUUGUGUAUUUAUAGAAUUUUAAACAGCAUAAAUAUAGUUAAUUUUUCCUUUAUAUUUUUUUGCUAUACUAAAAAAAUAAAAAGUUUAAAAGUUAUUUUAAUAAACUUUUUAUUAAUAUUUUUAAGAUUAAUGACAAAAUAUUUUAGUAAUUAUGAUUUUUGUUCAAAAGGAAAUUGUAUUUUAAACAAAAAAAAAAAAAAAGAAUAUAUAAAAAAAAGUAUUUACAAACUAAAAACAAAAAAUAUAAUUUUGUUAAUUGAAAAUCAAAUUGUAUCUAUUCUAUUAAAAAAAAGAAUUUUUUUUUAUUUUGAAACCUUUUUUAUUUUAAAUAGUAAAAAAAAAAGGACAAGAUUUAUUUCACUUAAAUCAUCCAUGUUUAUUAUCAAUAGUAUUAUUAAAAAUAAUAAAAAAAAAUAUAUGUUAUUAUAUAAAUAUUAUAGCAUAUACUUAGAGUUUCUUAUUUUAGCAAAAAAAUUAAAGAUUUUUAAGAAGAAAAAUAUUUUUUUUAAAAAUAAUUUUCCAUUAUUGGACGAUUUAUGGUUUCAUAGAAUAAUUCAUUUUCAACAAAGACAUUUUCAUCAAAAUGAUUUCUAUUUAAAUAUGGUAAAUAAAUAUUUCUUAUUAUUUGUUAUAACUUGUUAUUUAAGGAAAUCAAAAAAAAUUUUAAAAUUUCAAAAAAUAUUUUUAAAAAUACUUAUACUUUUAUCAUUACAAAAGAAUUUUACAUUAGAAUAUUAUUUUUAUAAAAUAAAAAUUUUAGAAUUUAUGUUGCAUUUUACAAAUUAUAUGAUGGAUAGAAAAAAAAAAAAUUAUGCAAAUUUAAAGUUAAAUAGUAAUUGUAAUAUAAGUAAUAGACAUAAUAAUCUACAUAUAAGAAAAUUUGAAAUUAAAGAAAAGAAUAAUAAAAUUUUAGAAACAUGUAAUUCUAGAUCAGACAUCGGUAGGAAUAUUAAAUAUAAUAAUAGUAAAAGAAAAAAAAUAUAUAUUCCUCCUUUGCUAUUAAAAAAUAUCUGUGAUUCUUCAGGUUGUUUCAUUAAAAAAAGUUCAAAUGUUUCAUCGCUUUACUCUAGAAAAUCAGGUAGUUCUUUUAUAUUUGAAAACUUCAAUAAUUCAACAAAAUGUUGUAAUUCAAAUUUUUUUGAUUUUGGAAAAAGGAAAUUAUUUCUAACAAGAAACAAUUAUUAUGAAGAAAAUUGUUUCAAAAAUAAAGAGAAUUGCAAAAGUAUAGAAAGAAAAAAUAAAUUUAGACAUGAUAGAAAAAAGGAGUAUAAUAUUUUUUUAAAAAAAAUAAGAGUUAUUCCAUCAAUAAACUGUUUUAAUAUACAAAAAAAGUCAAAAAAAAGAAAAAUUACUGAGGAAUGUCAUAUAAUUAGUUAUGUUAUUUUGUUAAUUUUUUCUUUAAUAAUCUCUUACAAUAAAAAAGAUAUAAAUGAUUUUUAUUUUAAUGAAAAUUAUUAUGAUGAAUAUAAAAGCAAAAAUAAAAAAAUUGAAAAGAAAAUAAUUAAAAGAAAUCAAAAAAUAAAUACUUUAUUAGAAAAUUACUUAAAAAUAUUAAAUAAUUACUUUUCCUUUCAUAAGUUAAAUAAUUCAGAAGAUUUAAAUAUUAUGAGAAUUGUACAGUCAUACUUAAAUCAUAAAAAAAAUAAUAAAUUAAUAAAUAGAAUAAAAAAAUAUGUAACAAAUAAUACACAAUUAAAUAUAUUAUAUAACUUAUCUGUAUCUAAAAGUCACAAAUCUUUGAAAUUUUUUAAAAAAAUAAAAGAUGGAUCCUAUGGAAAUAUAUAUAUGUGUUAUUAUUCUAUUUUUCAAAAUAAUCCAUUUAUUAUUAAGUUAAUAAAUAUAGAAAAAUAUGUUAAUGAAAAUUAUAUGUUCAAAAAUAUUUAUAAUGAAGUAAAAUUUUUAUUGAAAUUUCAAUUUAAAAAUAUGAACAUAUGUCAAAUAUAUGAAUAUGGAAUAAUAAGAAAUGAUAAUGAUUUUUCUUAUUAUAUUUUAAUGAAAUACUAUGAUAAUAAUUUAAGGGAAUUUAUGAAUGUAUUACAUAAUAAUUAUUUAAAAAAAAAAGAGGCAAUUAAAACUAAAUCACUAUUAUUUUCUUCAAAAAGAACACUAUUAUUACAAUUAAAAAAAAAAAAAAUUCUGAAAAAAUUGCUAAAAAAAAAAAAGACAUACUAUUUUAAAGGGAAUAUUUAUAAUAAAAAUGUUAGGAGUUUUUAUUAUCAAUUAUUAAUAAAAAUUAGCUAUAUAAAAUUAAAUGAUUUUCAAUAUAUAAUAUUUAUUUUAAGUAUUUUUAAUCAAAUUCUUGAGCAAAUUAUAAAUAUUCAUAAAAGAGGAAUUAUUCAUUUUGAUAUUAACACAUAUAACAUAUUGAUGAAUUAUAAAAAAAAAGUUCCAUUAUUAUUUUAUAAUAAUAAUUAUAUAAAUGAUUUUCCUCAUAGAAAAAAAUGUAAUAAUAUUAAAAUAUUGUGUUUUCAUAAAAAAUUAUUUUCUUUAGUAAAAACUAAGAAAAAAUAUAUUUUUAAGGAAUUAAUUCUUAAAAGGAAUAAAUGGUUGAAUAAAAACUUCAAAAUAUUAUAUGUUCCAUCAGUUGUUAUAAAUGAUUUUGGUGAAAGUAAAUCUUUUUAUAAUAAUAAAAAUUUUCUUUUUUUUAGAAAAAAUCGAGGUAAUGAAAUAUUAGCAUCACCUGAAUUAAUGAUUAAUAAUGUAAAAAAUGUUAAUAAAAAAAGAAGUAAUUCAUCCAUUAUUCCUAAUUAUAAGAAUUACAAAAAGAUUGCCUAUAGAAAUAAUGCAUUAUCAAUUUGUAAAAAUAAAACAUAUAAAAAAAGAAAAAAAUAUGUCUUUUUGAAUAAUCUAUCUAUAUUUUCAUUUUAUAAAUACGUAUCAAAAAUAAGAAUUAUGAUAAUAAAAAGGUUAAAGAAAAAAUAUAAAUUUCAAAAAAGAAAAGAAAAAAUAUUUAAAAGUGAUGUUUGGCUAUUGGGUAUGUUAUUAUUUGAGAUAAUUACUAAUAAAAAUUUAAUGAAUGUACAUAAUUUUUUAUAUAUAAAAAUAUAUGAAAAAAAAGAUAUAUUGGAUAGGAUUAUUGAUAAAACAUUUAAUAAUCAAUUUAAAAAGAUAAGAGAAUUAUUGAAUUUUUUCUUUCAAUUUGAAUUAAAAAAAAGGAAAAAUUUGAGAUUUAUAUAUAAGCAAUCGAAAAUUCUCUACAAUUUUUAUAUGAUAAAAUUAAUAGCAGAAAGUAAAAUGUUAAAAAAAUUAAAGAAAUAUAGCAAUAAUAUAAUUUGUAAAUAUUCUAAAAUAAAGAGAAAAUCGUUAUAUGAUAUGAAAAGUGAGGAUGUUUAUUUAAUUAAUAACAGUUUUACACAUAAUGAAAAAAAUAAUAUGACUUUGUAUAUAAAAAAAAGAAAAAAGAGGUUUGAACAUUGUUAUUCUAUAAAAAAAAUGUUUAAAUAUUUCAUUUCUUACAUACAGAAAAAAAUUUAUUCUUUUAAUAAAUAUAAUUUUAAUAGUUAUUCAGUUGAUCAGAACAGUUUUAAUAAUUUAUCAAUAAAAUUAUUUAAUCUCAAUAAUUCAUCAAAUAUUUUUUUUUCCAUAAAAAAAGUUAAUAAAAUUUUAAAUUUCUUGGUAAAGCAUAAUAUAGUGAGGGUUUAUAACUUUUAUUUUAUUUUAAAGAUAGAUGAAAAAAUUAAAGAAUUUUUGUUUAUAAAUAAUUUUAAUAAACAUGCUAUUUUCUACUUUCCUUCUAUUUUUCACGAUCUUGAUUUGUUCUAUCACUUAAGUGAUAGUAUUAUUAAUGUUCAAACCUUAUAUUUUAAGAAGAGAUUAUUUUAUAAAAAAAACAAGAAUACAAAAAAAAUAUUAUUGAGAUAUUUAAAAUUUCCUAUUAAAAAAAACAAAUUGAUUUUUAAUAAUUUUUAUAAAAUUUCAAAAAUAAGAAUUUAUAAAAAUUAUUUGAAAAAUCUGUCUUAUUUUUUUCUUUUCUUUUUUAUUAAUGUUCAACUGAAACUUAAUAUGAAUUCAAAUUAUGAAAAAAAAAAGUAUGUUUUUAUUUUAAAUAAUCAACAAAAUAAAAAUUGUUCGUUUUUAAAAAAUCCUUUUCCUUAUAAUUUUUCAAAUAUUUUUUUACUAUUUUUUUUUUGUGUUUUAUUCAAAAUAAAUUUAAUAGAAUUAUUUUUUUUUUUUAAAGGGCAUACAGCUAUCUCCUUUUCUGAUAUGGAUAUAAGUGUUUUGCAAACAAUUAUAAACAAUUUUUUUUAA